AUGGAUAGUUUCGCUAAUAUUAUUAUUAAAUCAUAUAGUACAGUUAAUUUUCUACCACUAGUUCAUCAAAUUCUCCCUGCUCUUUUUGGAUAUUAUUCAUCUUACGAACAACUUGAAUUAGCGACGCAACUCUAUACGAAAGUCAUUGAAACUGCACCUUCCAAGCUCAUUGUUGAGCUUUUAUUCCCUUUACUUAACUCAAGCGUUACUUUUCGUUUUGUUGAGCAAGCAAUGACGAGUUAUUACGAUAAUUUUACAGGAAAUUUCGAAUUCAUUAAAGAAUCCGAUGCCAAAAACUUCGGAACUUCAUUUGGUUUCCUUUUGAUUCAAUCUGCAAUUUCUUCAUUACCUUUGUUGCCAUCUCAAGUUCUAAACUUAUUAAAACAAUUUUUCAACGCAACUACAAAGAAAGAUGACUUCACAAAUCUAUUUUUGAAACAUUUCAUUUUUUAUCAAGCCCAAUUAUGGCUAAAUCACCUCUUCGUGCAAGUAUCACCUUCUCUUAUGAUGAUUGUUUUCAAUGAAGCCAUUAACAUGAAAACUGAAAUUGGAAAAUUAUUUGAAAGUUUAAUGUCAACGGAAAGUGUAUAUGAUUUGACGAAGUUUUAUACAAAGGAUGGUAUUGCGACACCUGCAGUUGUGUUUUCUGUUAGCGAAAUCAUACAAUGCGCUACAAUUUUAGACAAAUUAAAUUUUCUUCCUUCUUCUAUCUCGUUAUCCGAGUUUACUUCAAUUAGUCAGGGUGUUUAUAACAAUAUUGUAUUGUGUCAGUUCUUUUUACCUCCUAAUUUCCAAGUAAAAGACGAAAUUUCUUUAGAUCCACUGAUUUUCUCAAAAUCAAUGGUAAAUAUACCAGAGAAUGACGAAUUCAAGAAUCCUGAUGUCCUUGCAAUGCGUCUGCAUGCAUUAGAAGUGAAAUUCAAGGAUUCAGAGAAAAAUAGUAUUUUUAAUUUCAUUGAAACGAUGGAUCGGGGCAAAGAAGAGCUUAAAGAGUUUGCAUACAAAAAGUACUUAGAGAAUUUAUCAGAUUGUGGCCAGAUUUUUGAGAAAUUCAUGAGAAUUGAAAGGAAGAAUCAAAUGAUCAUUGAUUUUUCAGAAAUUAUCACAUUUUAUGAGGAAAUCAUCUAUAAUAAUUAUAUCGAUAAGAAGUAUUCCGCUCCAGAUGCCGUUCUUACUGAAAUUUCCAGCAAAAUUUCCUCAAUAGGUCUUAAAAAACACGCAAUUCUCGCUGCUUCAGAGACCUACAUCAAGAAGAACUUCGAGAGUGAGCAGAUGAUCCUCAACCAAGUCGAUCUCCGCUUCAACGACCUGAUUUUGAACAAAUACGUCGUAGAAAGAAAAAGGCCAUUGUUCAAAGGAAAGGUUUUGAAGCAGUGCAUCUCACAGCUGAGGGGAUUGGAUAGAUGUACCCUUUAUUUGUCAUUUAAUAAGCUUAUGAAAAUUAUAUCGAUACUCUCAGUUUUCGAAGAUUACAAUGAUUCUCUUGAAUUAUUCCCUCAACUCAUCGAUAUGACAGGGGAAAAUCACUUUUUAUCAAAGGUCAUCACACUUAAUGUUGUUGCUAUGAAAAAUUAUUUGAUUUUACCCAAUUUUUCUCAAGAUGAAAUAUCGAAAUGGAAUUUCCUCGAAAAGUUGUUAUACGACAUCGUCAAAAUCGACAAAUGGUUGUCCGAUGCAAUCUUACAGACGCAAGAGCUUCUCACAAUGCGAAUGGAGUAUUUCGUUGUAUAA
Trichomonas vaginalis G3 is the source of this 1731-nucleotide messenger RNA. RefSeq lists its product as uncharacterized. NCBI's taxonomy places the organism in Eukaryota, Parabasalia, Trichomonadida, Trichomonadidae. Bases 1 to 1731 code for a protein of 576 amino acids. The transcript has a single exon. The record is from RefSeq and is a predicted model, not a curated record.